GUCGCGUGUCUUGCCCGUUUGUGUGGCUGUGAGAGUGUGAGAAAGACUUGUACGGGAAGAAGAGAAAAGACCGUAGACGUGUGUGGGUGCGAUUUAAAUAUCUGGUGUUCUCAGGUGGCACCCGGCGCUCGGAUUGACAUCGACAACAAGACGACUCCAUUGGAUCUAUUAUUUCUACUAGGGUCUGUGUUGAUUUGAGGCAGAAAAAUGUCAGGACAGAGCAUUACGGACCGGAUAACCGCGGCUCAACAUAGUGUCACCGGUUCGGCUAUUUCCAAAACUGUGUGUAAGGCGACCACACACGAAAUAAUGGGGCCAAAGAAGAAACAUUUGGACUACCUGAUUCAGUGCACAAAUGAGAUGAAUGUGAACAUCCCUCAGUUGGCCGACACACUGUUUGAGCGGACCGCCAACACCAGCUGGGUGGUGGUCUUCAAGUCCCUCACCACCACACACCACCUGAUGGUCUACGGCAAUGAGAGAUUUAUUCAAUAUCUGGCUUCAAGAAACACUCUCUUCAACCUAAGCAACUUUCUGGACAAAAGUGGUUUACAAGGUUACGACAUGUCAACAUUCAUCAGGAGGUAUAGCCGCUACCUGAAUGAGAAGGCUGUGUCCUACAGACAAGUUGCUUUUGACUUCACUAAAGUGAAAAGAGGGUCGGAUGGUGUAAUGAGAACUAUGAACACAGAGAAGCUUCUGAAGACGAUUCCGAUCAUCCAAAACCAGAUGGACGUCCUCCUCGACUUCAAUGUCAAUGCCAAUGAACUGACAAACGGAGUGAUCAAUGCUGCCUUCAUGCUUCUGUUCAAAGAUGCCAUUCGACUGUUUGCAGCCUACAAUGAGGGGAUCAUAAAUCUUCUUGAAAAAUACUUUGACAUGAAGAAAGUACAGUGCAAAGAAGGUCUCGACAUCUAUAAGAAAUUUCUCACACGAAUGACUAGGAUUUCAGAAUUUCUCAAAGUUGCAGAGCAAGUAGGAAUUGACCGAGGAGACAUCCCAGAUCUGUCUCAGGCCCCCAGUAGCCUGUUGGAUGCCCUGGAGCAGCAUCUGGCCUCUUUAGAAGGAAAGAAAGUCAAAGAUUCGACAGCAGCCAGCAGGGCCAGCACUCUGUCCAAUGCAGUCUCGUCUCUGGCUAACACGGGCAUAUCCUUCACCAAAGUGGAUGAGAGGGAAAAGCAGGCUGCGCUGGAGGAAGAACAGGCUCGCCUAAAAGCACUAAAAUUGUCCAAGGAGCAGCGUCUGAAGGAGCUCCAGAAGAACCCAACAGCGGCCACCACAGACUCUUCUCCAGUCUCCACAAUGGGAGGCAGCAUCAACUCUGCCCCAGCUAUCGACCUCUUCUCCACCCCUAGCUCCAACAACAGCAGCUCUAAAGCCGCCAAUGACCUUCUGGACCUGCAGCCCGCCUUCCAGCAGCCACUGCCCCUGUCCACGGGCAACACAUGGGGAGAUCCCUUUGCGUCUUCUGCCGAUGUUGCGGAGGACAUACCCAACGCAAACCCUUUCCUCACUCUUCCUGUUGUUGAUGUCCACCUGUCCAUGGCGCCCUCAGACAAUGGCAGCCUGUCCUCUAGAACGCCUAGCCAUGAAAUGUUCGGGUUCAAUGCCUCUCCAACGCCACAGAACUCCCAGGGCCUUAAUGUUGACUUUGAUUCGGUGUUUGGGAACAACACUAACGCCAACAACCUGGACUCUACAGGUGGCAUCCUCAAACCCACAGUGGCAUCUUCUCCCAACCAAGCCCUGACUCCCAACGGACAGCAGGCCAACAAGCUCGUGUCAAACGAUCUGGAUUCCUCUCUGGCCAACCUGGUCGGCAAUUUGGGGAUUGGCAAUGGAACAGCAAAGAACGAUCUGCACUGGAGUCAGCCUGGAGAGAAGAAGCUAACCGGAGGAACCAACUGGCAGCCCAAGACUGCCCCCUCCACCACCUGGAACCCCGCUACCAUGAACGGCAUGCUAUUCCCACAAUACGCUCCAUCUGUCAUGGCCUUCCCGGCAACCACCCCGACGGGCAUGAUGGCAUAUGGAAUGCCUCCACACAUUGGUUCCAUGAUGAUGACCCAGCCCACAAUGAUGUACACUCAGCCUGUGAUGAGGCCGGCCAACCCCUUCGGUUCUGCCUCUGGAGCACAGAUGCAGUUCAUGUAACCUGUACACGGGGAGGAGUUUUCCCACCUGAAGAAGCUUAUAAUCAGUCAAAACUCAAAGCAGGCUUCGGUUUGCUCCUAAUAAACUCAUCGCCCUCUGAGAUGGAACGGCCCGAUAUGGACUCGAGGAAUAAAACCACACG
Messenger RNA from Boleophthalmus pectinirostris (great blue-spotted mudskipper), 2296 nucleotides. It is a transcript of the gene picalma, whose product is annotated as phosphatidylinositol binding clathrin assembly protein a. NCBI's taxonomy places the organism in Eukaryota, Metazoa, Chordata, Actinopteri, Gobiiformes, Gobiidae. The record is from RefSeq and is a predicted model, not a curated record. Gene Ontology annotation, molecular function: clathrin heavy chain binding; phosphatidylinositol-4,5-bisphosphate binding; SNARE binding. The coding region runs from base 208 to 2154 and encodes 648 amino acids. The transcript has 22 exons. Gene Ontology annotation, biological process: clathrin-dependent endocytosis; synaptic vesicle budding from presynaptic endocytic zone membrane; clathrin coat assembly. Gene Ontology annotation, cellular component: extrinsic component of presynaptic endocytic zone membrane; synaptic vesicle; clathrin-coated vesicle.